AUGGGUAAUGUAGGCAUUGAAGCUACGAGAUUUUUAGUUGGAGCUAUAGAUUUUGGGACGACCUAUUCCGGCUGGGCCUUUUCAUUUAAGCACGAGUAUGAGGCGGACCCAACAAAAGCAACAGUUAAACAUUGGCUGUCCAAAUCAGGAAAUCUUGUGACGAACAAAACGCCUACCUGUCUUUUGAUAAAACCAGAUGGAAAAACAUUUCAAGCGUUUGGGUAUGAUGCCGAAAAUGAAUUCAGAGAUUUGGUUGAUAAGAACCAGCAUGGAAAUUACUACUUCUUUAAAAGAUUCAAAAUGAAACUCUUCAAAAAACUUGGGAAGGACUUGAAAAGAGACAUUACAUUAGAAGACGAAUUUGGCAAAUCCCUUCUAGCAACUGAUAUUUUUGCGAUGUCUGUCAAGUUUUUGGCAGAUGACAUGCUGGCAAAUGCUGGAAAAGGAAUAGAUGGCAUACUUAAAUCAUCUGAAAUCCACUGGGUUCUGACAGUUCCGGCAAUAUGGUCAGAUGCUGCUAAACAGUUGAUGAGAGAAGCCGCAGGAAAGGCUGGAAUCUGUAAAGAAAGGCUGACAAUAGCACUGGAACCAGAAGCGGCCUCGUUAUAUUGCCGACAUUUGUCUGUCCAUAAAAAUGUUGGUUCAAGUGAAUUUUCCAUAUCUAAAUUACCAGAUGGCAGCACAUACAUUGUCGUUGAUGCUGGAGGAGGUACGAUAGACGUUACGGUGCACGAGACUGGUAGUGCACAUACAUUAAGAGAGGUCAGAGCUGCCAGUGGUGGUGAUUGGGGAGGUACUAUGGUAGACAAGGCUUUUGAGAAUUUACUGAUUACUGUUGUAGGCAAAGAAGUGUACGACAAAUUUAAGGUUGAGGAAACGGAAGACUGGCUUGAUAUGCUAAGAGAGUUUGAAUGCAAGAAAAGAGAAACAAUGGUUGAUAGUAACAGUAGAAUAGGGAUGAGAUUUCCAGUAUCUCUUGCUGAUCUACUUGCAGAAACACAGUGUAGCAUACACGAAAACAUUACGUCAUCGAAAUAUGUAGGAAUGAUUGAACAGAGAAGAGAUAGAAUAAAGUUUUCCAAUGAGGUUUUUAUUAACCUUUUUGAAGAUUCGUUGAAGAAAACAACUAGUCACAUUAAAUCUCUGAUGUCAGAAGGUAUGAUGAAAGAAGUUAAAGUCUUGCUCAUGGUUGGUGGUUAUUCUGAGUCACCAUUAUUACAACAUGCAAUUAAAGAAGCAUUGCCUGAAAUUCAAGUGGUCAUACCGUAUGAUGCUUCAUCAGUAGUUCUAAGAGGAGCGCUGAUUUUUGGUCACAAUCCGUUAUCAGUUACCGAGAGAAUUCUCAAAUAUACUUACGGCACGACCUAUACACCUUUAUUUGUGGAGGGGAAACACCCAGAGAGUAAGCGUUUUACAUCUGACGACGGAGAUAGAUGUCUAGAUGUCUUUAGCAAAUUUAUAGAAUUAGGACAAACGGUAAAACCGGGUGAAACGCAAAUAACAAAAAGUUAUUUUACACUAAAGAAAGAUCAGUUGGCUUUGCUUUUCGAAAUUUAUGCUACGGAAAAGAGUGAUCCGCUUUUCUCAGACGAAGAAGGAUGCGUUGAGAUAGGGAAAUUGAGGAUAGAGCUUGACAAGGAAUGCGAUGAACCUGAACGUGCAGUGAAACUAUCGAUGCUCUUCGGCGGGACAGAAAUAAUCGUGGAGGUGGAAGAUGAAGUAACUGGGAAUAAAAACAUAACUACGCUGGAUUUCCUUGGUUAAAGGCUAAUAUGAAGUGUUUAACUAAGAUAAAAUAUUACCAUUUUAAUUAGGUUUGAAAUACACUGGUUUUAAUUUAGAAUACACGUUCAAUAUGCAAGCGAAUGAUUCGCGGAUUUGUAUUUUCCAUCAUUUGUAUGAAAUAAAUUGGUUAUACAGCUUUUGGCAGGAGCAGCUUUCUGACACAAACGAAACCUACUUAAACCAUGA
Mercenaria mercenaria is the source of this 1971-nucleotide messenger RNA. Its product is annotated as heat shock 70 kDa protein 12B-like. Lineage: Eukaryota; Metazoa; Mollusca; Bivalvia; Venerida; Veneridae. The transcript is spliced from 5 exons. Gene Ontology annotation, molecular function: ATP-dependent protein folding chaperone; ATP binding. The record is from RefSeq and is a predicted model, not a curated record. The coding region runs from base 1 to 1764 and encodes 587 amino acids.